AUGGCUGACGACGACGGAGUAAAUAAAAGUCGCCGCUUUUUCGUGGCGGUUCACGUCGGUGCCGGAUAUCACGCGGUGGCUAACGAGAAAGCUCUUAAAUCCGUCAUAAGACGUGCUUGCUUAGCCGCCUCCACCAUUCUUCGUCAGGAUUUUGGUGAGUGCAUAGAUGCUGUUUCAGCUGCAAUUCAAGUCUUGGAGGAUGAUCCGAGUACAAAUGCUGGUAGAGGCUCUAAUCUAACUGAAGAUGGUCAUGUGGAAUGUGAUGCUUGUGUUAUGGAUGGUGAUUCGGGUACGUUUGGAGGUGUUGGAGCUGUUCCAGGUGUUAGAAAUGCCAUCAAGAUUGCUGCUUUGUUGGUGAAGGAGCAGAUGAGUGGGUCAACUUUGUUAGGCCGUAUACCUCCUAUGUUGUUGGUUGGUGAAGGAGCUCGACGUUGGGCUAAGUCCAAAGGUGUUCUUUUGCCUGAAACUGUUGAAGAAGCUGAUCAGUGGCUGGUUACUGAGAGAGCAAGAAAUCAGUGGAGAAGGUUCAAGACCAUGCUUUCUGCUGAAGAACAGCUCAGCGAAACCGAGAAAGAAGAAACAUCAUGUGAGGAUAAGAUCAUGGACACUGUUGGUGUUAUUUGUGUUGACAGCCAAGGACACAUUGCUUGUGGAUCUUCAAGUGGUGGUAUUGCAAUGAAGAUUAGCGGUCGUCUAGGUUUAGCAGCAAUGUAUGGUUCUGGUUGUUGGGCAUCUUCUAAAGGACCAUUUGGAGCUCUUUUUCGAGUUGGUUGUUGCGUGUCUGGAGCGGGAGAGUAUCUUAUGAGAGGAUUUGCAGCUAGAGAAUGUUGUACUUCAUUGUCACUUUCACAGGCUGGUCCAGCAUCUGCCGCGAUGAAAGUUUUACGUUCUGUGAUGCAACAAGAAAUUGGAGUUGCUGACAAAACUGCUGGGAUUCUAGUGGUUCAGGCGGAUGCUUCUGUUGCGGUUCCUGGGAACACAUCAGAGCUGAAUGCUGUUGAGAUAGCUGCUGCUUACUCAUCGCUAUCUUUUGGCGUGGGAUACUAUGGGAACUCUAUAUCGAAGCCAAAGAUUUCGAUUCUCAGGAAGAAGGUACGGAAGAGUGAAGCUGGGACAAUAGAUCAUUUUGAAGCCAGGAUUGAUCUCCGCUCAUCAUGUUGCUGA
Molecule: messenger RNA, 1164 nt
Organism: Arabis nemorensis
Lineage: Eukaryota; Viridiplantae; Streptophyta; Magnoliopsida; Brassicales; Brassicaceae
Source: the annotation of a GenBank genome assembly